UGCACUCGCACAAGGACUUCAUUAGCUGCUUGACUCGCUGCUGUUGUUUUACAAAGGCUCUCAAAAUUGCUCUGAACUUUGGAUUGCUUGGGAAUGCAACACAGGUCCUUUACCCUCAUGCGAUGUCAGUGAUACAGAUGCGACACAGACAGCAGAACCCACGGAACUCAAAUAGUUCCACCGUCAAAGCUCGCAUGUGAAAUCAUACAACCGACUCACCAUCUCCUUCUUGAAGCUUGCACACUACUGCGUCUCCAGACAAUACGACUGCAUGCCUCUCUUUCUUUUGUGUUGGUGGACCAUGAGAAGCUCUUCAAUAUAUUUGAGUGGUUCCCCUGGAUUUUGCUGACAUUGCACCUCAUCCUGCCUGGUUUCCCCUGAACAGGAUGGACUCUCUGGAGUCAGAGCUGACCUGCCCAAUCUGCUUGGAGCUCUUUGAGGACCCACUGUUGCUCCCCUGUGCCCACAGUUUAUGUUUUGGCUGUGCUCACCGUAUCCUUGUCUCGCACUGUGCCACCAACGAAUCGGUUCACAGCGCCUUCCAGUGUCCCACGUGCAGAUAUGUCAUUUCCUUGAGUCCUGAACGUGGGCUCGAAGGACUCAAGAGAAACGUGACCUUGCAGAACAUCAUCGACAGAGUUCAGCAGGCCUCAUCUUCAGGUGGGCUUCCUUUGCCGCUGCCCCUGCCUGCCCCCCAAAGCGGGCCCAACUCGCCCGGUGAAGAAGAAAGUGAGAGGCUGGCCCUGGUCCCCGUCAGCGUCGCCAUGUCAAGCCCAGGCACCCCUCUGGAGCCGGUCCAGUGCCAGUUCUGCGAGCAGGAUCCGCCACAGGAGGCGGUUAAGACGUGCGUGACAUGUGAAGUGUCGUACUGCGAGGAGUGCCUCAGGGCCACUCACCCCAACAAGAAGCCAUUUACUGGACAUCGGCUCAUUGAGCCCAUGCCAGGCUCCCACCUGCGAGGGCUCCAGUGCUUGGAGCACGAGGAGGAGAAAGUCAAUAUGUACUGUGUAACUGAUGACCAGCUCAUCUGCUCCCUCUGCAAACUGGUGGGAAGGCACAGAGACCACCAGGUGGCUGCACUGAGUGAGCGCUUCGAAAAACUCAGGCAAGCCUUGGAUUCAAACCUGAGUAAUCUGAUCAAGAGGAACAACGAGCUGGAGUCGCUAAUGGGGAAACUGAUUCAGACUUGUCAACAUGUGGAGGUGAAUGCAUCCCGCCAGGAGGGUAAGCUCUUGGAUGAGUGCGACACUUUGAUCGACAUCAUCCAGCAGAGGCGACAGAUAAUUGGCAGCAAGAUUAAGGAAGGGAAGGCGCAAAGGCUUCGCAAGCUGGCCCAGCAGAUCUCCAACUGCCAGCAGUGUAUCGAGAGAUCCUCUGUGCUCAUCACACAAGCCGACCAGACACUGAAAGAGAGCGACCACGCCCGCUUUCUGCAGACCGCUAAGAGCAUUAACGAGAGGGUUUCCAUGGCAACUGCAUCAACCCAAGUGCUUAUUCCUGAGAUACACCUGACAGACACGUUUGACAACUUUGCCCUGGACUUCUCCAGAGAAAAGAAACUGCUGGAAAAUCUCGAUUACCUCACUGCUCCGUCUGCGCCGUGCAUUCGGGAAGAGCUGUGCACAGCAUCCUACGACACUAUCUCGGUCCACUGGACAUCUGAUGAUGAAUUCACAGUAGCGUCAUACGAGCUCCAAUAUGCUAUCUUCACUGGACAGUCCAACAUUGCCAGUCUGUGCAAUUCAUUGGAGAGCUGGAUGAUUGUGCCCAACAUCAAACAGAACCAUUACACUGUACAUGGCCUGCAGAGUGGCACCAAGUACAUCUUUGUUGUCAAGGCGAUUAACCAAGCAGGGAGUCGAAGCAGUGACCCGGGGACUCUAAAAACUAACAGCCAGCCAUUCAAGCUCGACCCCAAAUCUGCUCACAAGAAGCUGAAAAUCUCGCACGACAACUUGACGGUGGAACGCGACGAGAGCACAUCGAAAAAAGGCCACAGCCAAGAGCGGUUCACCAGCCAGAGCAGCUACGGCGUGGUGGGGAACGUUUACAUCGACAGUGGGCGCCACUACUGGGAGGCCAUGAUUGGAGGAAGCACGUGGUACGCCGUGGGCAUAGCAUACAAGUCGGCGCCUAAGCACGAGUGGAUCGGCAAGAACUCAUCGUCGUGGGUGCUCUGCCGCUGCAACAACUCCUGGGUGGUCCGCCACAACAGCAAAGAGCUGGCCAUUGAGCCUUCGCCCCAUCUGCGCAGAGUCGGCAUCCUCUUGGACUACGACGCCGGUCACCUGACCUUCUAUGACGCUGUGGGCUCACAGCACCUGCACACUUUCCACGUCUCCUUCGCCCAAGCCGUGUGUCCCGUGUUCAACGUGUGGAACAAGUGUCUGACAAUCCUCUCGGGCCUCCCCAUCCCCGACCACCUGGAAGGACUCGAGCCGCAAGAAUAAGCACCAAACCAACACUUGUCCUGCACUCGAUAUUUCCUUUGAUUUAGCCACCUCCCCCAAAAGUCCGUCUCUUGGAGUUGAUACAAACAUACUGUGCGUUGUUUUUGCCUCAGUAAGAAUCCUAACCUGGAUGGAUGGUCACCUGGAAGCAUUCCUGAGAAAUAGACGAUACUAAGCAGAAAUUCCCACAUAAAUUGACAGACGUUUGCACAACAGGGAAAAAGGGAGAAGGUAAUUAUUGACUUGACGGCAGCCGUCAAUUUCACACUUGAGCUGCAAGCACAUGUAGAAAUCGAUUUAGCAUUACCACGAUUCAUGACAGAAGUAAAGGACCAAAGGAGAUGCUGUUAACUUUGUAAUAAAAUUUCCCAAAUGAGGAGUGUGGUUUGGAAAAACAGGAUUUCCUGUUAAGAAAAAAAACAAAAACAAACAAAAAAAAAAAC
Hippocampus comes (tiger tail seahorse) is the source of this 2893-nucleotide messenger RNA. Its product is annotated as E3 ubiquitin-protein ligase Midline-1-like. Gene Ontology annotation, molecular function: zinc ion binding; protein binding. The record is from RefSeq and is a predicted model, not a curated record. The transcript is spliced from 11 exons. Gene Ontology annotation, cellular component: cytoplasm. Gene Ontology annotation, biological process: regulation of microtubule cytoskeleton organization. Bases 387 to 2450 code for a protein of 687 amino acids. Lineage: Eukaryota; Metazoa; Chordata; Actinopteri; Syngnathiformes; Syngnathidae.